AUGCUAGACCGCCAAAACUUCAUCACAGCUGAUCACAUCGACGAGGAAGUAAAAAAGGCCUACACGUUACCUAUUACCUCUCUCGAUUUGAUUGUCGAUGAGUCCACCCUCAACUUUCGCCAUGAGCUCCACCAAAUACCACCUAUAAGCACACCCGAGGCCGACUUCAGCGGGGAUUCAGAAAGUGACGACCCCCCGACCACUCUGACAGAGUCUGCCAGUCCAUCCCCAACUUUUGCUGCUCUAUCCAGUCGCGGCAAGUCGGAGUCCUUGACUUCAACCAUCAGUGGAGGGGCAGUGGUAAGCAAUCUCUCCUUGGUGGUGCCUGGAAAACGGGGGAAGAGAUUUGCAGAUCUUCCUGUCGUUAGCAUCAAGGGCAGUAAUAAUGUCAAUGCUCAACUGUUGGCCACAGUGCCUGGUCGUAGGCGGAGAAAGCAAAACCAAGUUCCUGUUUUGCUUUUGCCUGAGGAAGGAAAUCAUGUCCUAUUAGAUCAGGCAGUCAAUGGUGACUUGCCUGGUGGCGCGAUGCCUGUCUGGAAUUCGAUUAAGAGAACAAGACCAGAUGCAAUGCAGCAUAUAUUCAAAACAAACAUGGACAAAUAUGUGCUUUCGGGGGAUAUUAAGAACUUUUUUGGUAUCAAGGGCCUGCAUGCCAAGAUUUACAAAUUCAAGGGUCCUGGAAUGGACAAUGGCAAACAAAGUGCCGAUAAUACUGAAUGCGAUACUGCAGACCAUACUGCAGGCGAAACUUCAGGUGACAAUAAAACCGAAGAAAACAAAGAGCCAGUCCGUGAAAAGAUCAAACUGAACCCCGACAGUCUGGCACUAAAAGGACAGCCGUUGGGCACCCUCUUCCCGUUCAUCGAUGACGAAGACCUCAAGAAAAUACCCAUCACAAAUCUGGAAUUCACCUACUGCGAGGAGAAGCAAGGUACCUUCUUCCUUCCCGGUCUUCGCCUCGAAGUCGACGUGAUGCUCAAGGAUAGUCUGCAGUGGGCGAGUGAUACAUUGAAGACUAUUUUCGGUGACCAGCCGAUUCCGGAGUCCAUUCAUCUGAGUGCCCAUCUUGGAGACAAGAGAGACUGGACCAAGCGGCCGGUAAUUGAGAAACUCGUUCUCCAAGGAUACUUUCCAACUAUAGGGCUGAAGAUCUGGGAUGUCCUUCAGUUCAAGACAAUAGGUAUCGAGAUUACCGGUACAAAGGCAGGCAGAAGCAUCAAACCUACGCCUGAGAAGGAAGGGAAAAAUGGGACACACGAAGCCAAAGACCCAUCCUCUGAUGAUGCAAGCAAAGACAAACCCAAGGCCAGUACCGAAGAGUAUGAGACAAAGCCUGAUCCAGACGGCAAGAGAAAGACGAAUCCUCAAAGUGAUGAUAAGGAUAGAACUGAGCCAGAUCUUGCAAUGUCAGAGAAAAACGAGUCCGAAGCCGAUGGUAAGGAGAAGAUCAACCCUAAAACUGACGAACCCGACAAACCCUCUACAGGAGAAGAUCGAGAAGGCAAAACAGGCGAGGACAAGAAAGAAGACGAGAAGCCAAAGUCCAAGGAGAAAAAGUCCUGGAACUUUGGCUUUGGCUUUUUCGGAACACUCAUACUCACCAACGUCCCUCAUGCAAAUGCUCCCGUGGAAUUGAAUUACCGGAUUGCCAGGGACUUUGAAACUGAUGGGAGUGGAGGUGAUGACGGAGAUGUGCUUGCCGAUGAUCAGGCCCCGGAAGACAAGCCUGAAGAUGACACUAAGCAGAAGGCCGAAUCAAUCACGACAAGCGCCACAAAGACUGAAGAACAAAACGGGAAGGAGCUCGUCAAAGGCGGCUCCAAGAAUCCAGCUACCAAGGCUCCAGAACAGAAGAAGCCCACGAAGCAAUACUCGGAUGGAGAACACAGAAGAAUCUGGAACAUGGUUAUCUGGUGUGACGAAUGGGAGGACAUCUACGGCAUUAAGAAUGUUUCUUUGACAAAAGCCGAGCUCAAAACCUCCUUUGAACAAGGCAAAUUUGCAGAGACGGCGAAGCUGGACCUCGAAGCCAAUCUGUCGCUAGGAAACGGAACCUUUACCGUUACGGGAAAGAUCUCUAGGGAUGAAAACUUCCUAGAUGCCCAAGUCGGCGAUCUCACACUGAGUGACAUCAAGAAGAUUCACGCCCAGAUUGCUGGACGGGAGCUACCAGUAGUAGCAGACACAGAGGCAGAUGCAAUGGCAGAAGCUAAAGGCAACGAAAUCACUUUCAAGAAGCUCCAUCUCAAUCUGUCGAGCACCAAGGUUGGAGGUAGUACAGACAGGUCCUUGCAACUGGAUGGUGAAGUUACGUUCAACGAGCAUAGCAGUGCCAGUGCCUUGAUCAAGAUCGAUCAGGAUGGUGUGACAAUUAAUGGUGAUAUUCAGGAGUUUAAUAUUCCUGACACUCACCUCACGAUCAAAAAGGCUGGACUACAUAUUUAUAUUGCGUUCAAGCAGGGCCAGAAGAAGGAGAAGGCUGUCAAAGGUGGAAAGGGACAAAAGGACUCCAAGGCCACCACUGACAAGCCAGAUGAGUCUGAAAAGCCGGAGAACGAGUUCGAGAAGCCAGCUGAGGAGCCUAAGAAAUCAGAUCAGAGGGAAACCAAGCCUGAUGAUAGGGACAAAGGUGAGGAUGCUAACGGCGACAAAGCGAUAACAAAACCAGAGGACGAGAAGGAAACGGCCGAGGACAAGCCCGAAGUGAACAAACGCGCGAGUCAGUUCUCGAUUCUGGGUACCGUCCAAAUCGAGAACUUCACCGUGACUGUUGGUCUGCACAUUGAGCAGAAGAAAGACAAGCAGAACCGCGACUGGAUCCUUGUGGGUACAGUUGAGAGCAUCAGAUUGAACGAGCUCUGGGCAGACGUCAAGGGCGGAUUCCUGGACUUGGAGCUGGACAAUGUGACCCUGAUUGCAUCGUCAGAGGAGCGAGAGAAACAGGAAAUAUCAUCCACGAGCACAGCAGACAGCUGGGAUAUCCUGGCCAAGAUCGAUUCGUACGGCUACCCUGUUGUCAAGGGCGUUCAAUUGUGUGCAUCUAUCAGAAAGUUCGAAAAGCUUGAUCAGCUCAACAACAAGAAGAAAGUGGACGGUCUCUUGCUGGCUGUGGCUUUCCCAUCCAAGGGCAAGUUGCAAAUCAGUAUCGACAUGCCCAAGACAUUGGAGAUUCCUCUCCGUGACUACGCAAAACUAGGCGGAUUUGGUGCCGCUAUCAUUGCUGGUGAUGCCGGCCCUAUCUUGCAGUUGAACGCAACCUUGACUCUGCUGUUUGAUGAUCAACCUCCGAUCAGGGUUAGAGGUUACAUCAAUGGGGACAUUGAACGUGCCGAAGGAGGGCUUUAUAUGGCCGCGGAGGAUAGAUGGAUCAACCCGUUCAAAUUGAACAAAAAGGCAGUCGUAUCCAAACUAGGCAUUGGUGCCGGAUUUAAAUAUGCGACUGUCUGGGCUCAAGGGCCGGACCGUCUUAUGGCCACAGGAAGACUCGAGCUUGGUAACGAUUUCCAUGCGGAGAUGGACCUGAGCUUAGGUACAGGCAAGGAUCUGGUUAUCAACGUCGAUAUUUCCGAAAUCAAUGUGGUCAAACUUGUCCGUCUGGCCGGCGAGUUGGCUGACGUCCAGGCCUUGAAGAAUAUCCAAGGCGGCGACGAUAUUCUCGUGUUUCGCGCUGUCAAGCUCUACAUGUCCAGAGGUGGAAAGAUCUUUGAUGUCGAGUACGAACGCGGUAUUAUUAUUAAAGGUAAGGUGGAAUUCUUUGGAAAGACCGGCGAUUUUGACGGACGCUUCACCGACGAUGGUGUUAUUAUUAAGGCUGGUAUCGACCAGUUCAACAUUGGAGGCCUAGAAGUCACAUCUGCUUCGGUGGGUGGAAAACGGGCGACACUGGAUGUGGAAAUGACAAAGACAAAACAAAGUAUCCUGGUUGACGGUAUGAUUCGGUAUCAAGACUUCCACGCGAGUAUCUUCAUCGACGCCGAUAUGCAAGAAAGACGGCUAGAUGCCAAUAUCGAUAUCAAAUUUAUCGAGCAACUAUCCUUCAAGCUCAAGGCCAAGGUCAGGGUCCCACAAGGCAACAAGCUCGACGGCCUUGUAGCCAAGUUCGAAGCAGAACUCACACCUGACGUUGCCGGCGCAAUCUUUGACGGUAUCAAGAAUGGAAUCGAUGCGAUUGGAAAGGCUGCCACGCAGACGAUUGACGAUGCCAUCAAUGACCUUGAAGGGCAGAUCAGCGAAAACAAUGCAGAACUGCACAGAUUGCAGGAGAGAGUGGAUCAGCUCAAGAUCGAGUCUGGUACAGAGAUCCGCAAACGUGAGGCACAGAUCAAAAGUGACAAUAGUGAGUUGACCAAGUUGAGAAAAGAGCUUGAGAAACUUGGGGAAGAUGUCAAGAAGGCCGAAGACGAGAAGAACAGGAACGAUAGCGACAUAGCCCGCAGAAUGGUUGAAAAGGAAGCUGCAGAACGCAAACUGCAGAAUAAGAUUCGCGAGAUGAGCUCGGAAUACGACCGCAAGUUGAAGGAGCAACAGGACAACCAACGCAGAUGGGAGAUGGAGAAAGAAAGGCUAGAGAACGAGAAGAAUUCCAGAUGGGGCGAAGUGAUCAGGAGCGGUGCUGCGGCAGAAAUCACGUGGAAAGUUUUCGAUAAGAAGGUGGGCGAUGCCUAUUGGUGGAAGAACAAGUGCUGGGAGAGGCACGACGACGCCGCAUGGUAUAACAAGUAUGGAACUUGGAUCAUAUUCUUAGGCGCCAGUGCCGAACUCGAGCGAGCCAAGGGCCAACGAGACUUCUACGCCACUACGAUGAAUGCUGCAAAGGAUCUCAUGAACACCUCAGAAUACAAAGAAGUCGAAAAUGCCAUCACCCAAGCCUCAAACAAGAUCACCAACUUUAGCAGAGCCGUCGACGCACUUAACAGGAAAGGUGUUAUUGGCUACGCUCAAGAAAUGUGUCGCGAUGAGGAAGCAGAACGAGACCGCCAGAUCCAACUGCUCACAGAACUCGAAACAGAAAGCAGGAGACUGGUGGCUGCGCUUACCGAGGCGAAGACCGAACUUGAAAACAACCGAGGCAGAAUCACGACGGCUCAAAGAAAAGCACAAUCAGCUAUUGCCCAACUAGAGGAGGAAAUCAAACUCAAGCCGUUCGAUCUUGAACUACGCGCCAAACAGAUUGAACACGCCAAUGUUAACGCGCAGGUCCAGACCAUCCAGCAAACCCUCAAGGAUAUCAGGAAUGGCAUCGAUGCAGGAACGCAAGCAGCCAAGCACACUGUUGAAACGUUGAAGAAGGGAAUGCCUCGAGUCACCCUAAUCAUCGUCAAGGCCAGCACUGAAAGCUUUAUCAAGAACGAGCCGCUGGUCUUUUCAUGUGACAUCGAAUGGUUGGGAGAGAAUAGUAACCUCGAAGUGACUUGGGCUCCGGGAAUGAAUGCAGCCGAUCUCUAUAAAGAUAUUGCAGACAAGAUCAUCAAACACAAUUAG
This is a messenger RNA of Aspergillus pseudotamarii, 5481 nucleotides long. RefSeq lists its product as uncharacterized. The coding region runs from base 1 to 5481 and encodes 1826 amino acids. The record is from RefSeq and is a predicted model, not a curated record. Lineage: Eukaryota; Fungi; Ascomycota; Eurotiomycetes; Eurotiales; Aspergillaceae. The transcript has 10 exons.